Nicotiana tabacum (common tobacco) is the source of this 2075-nucleotide messenger RNA. The record is from RefSeq and is a predicted model, not a curated record. Lineage: Eukaryota; Viridiplantae; Streptophyta; Magnoliopsida; Solanales; Solanaceae.
AUGGCCGGAAGAUGCUGUAUGCGUCGGCGCGUGAGCUUCUCGUGGCGCGCGGGGGCGCGUGGAGAGGCUGCUGCCGGAGAUUUUUCUGGGGUUUGGUCGCCGGACCGUGGUGACUCUUGUGGUAGUGUUGGAUUUUGCACAACACUGACAGAGACAACGCAGACGCAAACAACCUUGAAAAAGUCGCCGGAAAAAGGCUUCCGACUCCAAUGUAUCCAUUAUCAAAAAGAAAGUGUAAUAGUUAUUUCUGCACCACGUCUCACCAAGUCCAGUGAAGUAGAUUUCUAUAAUAUUUCUCCUUUACAUGAGUUUUGUUUUUUUGUAACUGGCCAAUUCAAUGGACAGGUUGCGCGUAGUGGUCAUAGUGUUCUUAGAGCAAGCUCAGUUUUGAUUUUAUUUGGGGGUGAAGAUGCAAAGAGGAGGAAGCUAAAUGAUCUACACAUGUUUGAUCUUAAAUCCUUGACAUGGCUGCCGCUUCAUUGCACGGGAGCAGGUCCAUCACCAAGAUCAAACCAUGUGGCUGCCCUCUAUGAUGAUAAAUUGCUCCUGAUUUUUGGUGGAUCAUCAAAGUCUAGGACGUUAAAUGACCUGUACACGCUUGAUUUUGAGACGAUGGCAUGGUCAAGAAUUAAAAUACGGGGAUUCCAUCCGUCACCUAGAGCUGGUUCUUGUGGAGUGCUCUGUGGAACUAAAUGGUAUAUUGCUGGGGGUGGUAGCAGGAAAAGAAGACAUGCCGAGACUCUAAUAUUUGAUGUUCUAAAACUUGAAUGGUCUGUUGCUGUUGCUUCACCAGCAUCUUCUAUCACAACUAACAAGGGAUUCAGCCUCGUCCUUGUGCAGCAUAAGGAAAGGGAUUUUCUUGUGGCUUUUGGUGGUUUCAAGAAAGAUCCAUCAAAUGAGGUUGAGGUACUCAUUAUGGAAAGAAAUGAAUUGUCAAUGGGUCGCAGAUCAAGUUUAAGUAAAGCUGCUGGGAACUUGCUAUAUGGGAAUCGUUUGGCAUCUACUGGGCCUGCUGCUUCUCAGCCAAUUAAUGGUACUUCUACCUCCCAUGUGGAUUCUAUAGCGAGACAGAAUUUAGCCUCUGCGGUUGAGCAUCAUGGCUCUGGCAGAAAAUCGUUGUCAGAGUCUUUACUCGUUGAUCCUAGUUCUGUGUCUGGUAAUGUCUCGCUUCGCAAGCAAUUUUCCAAUGAUGAAGACGCCGGUGCAAAGAUACCUAAGACUUCAGGUGAUGAAAGUCCUUCACAGGAACAAGGAGCUAAACAACUUGACGUAGGCAUCAAAACAAGCAGCAGUGGAGGAAAAAUUGUUACAGAGGAGAUGUCUACUAUUACUGAAUCUGGACAUUUGCCUAAUCAUUACAGACAAGCAAGUGGAAACUUUUUUCAAGACACUGAUGAUUUUGUCUUCCAAGAAAGUGAUUAUAAAGCUGGAUUAACAGCUUCAUCAGGUGCUUGUCAGCAGUAUGAAGCCAAACUUUCUGCCCUAAUGAGAAAGAACGAAAUUCUAGAAGGACAGCUGGCAGCUGCAUUGGCUAACCGUGAAGCAGCAGAGAAAAAUUUAUCUUCUGCUCUGAAGAGUAAACAGGACAUGGAAAAAAGGAUGGGUGACACUGUAAAGGAGGUGGAGUUGCUUAAAGAAAAGCUAGCUAGUGUUGAAUUGGCUCAGGAAGAGGCUAAUAGCUUAUCCAACAUUGUCCACUCCGAUAAUGUCAGGCUUGAGCAUGAUGUGGCUUUCCUCAAGGCAGUUCUCGAUGAUACCCAGAAGGAACUGCAUACAACAAGGGGAGUCCUUGCUGGAGAAAGAGCAAGAGCUUUCCAGUUGCAGGUUGAAGUUUUUCAUUUAAAACAAAGAUUGCAGUCACUGGAGAAUCGAUCUCCAACACCUCGGAAACCAUUCCACGUUUAGAAUAUAUCAUGAUAUUUUGUAUAUUAGUUCUGAUAGGAUUAUGUACAUAUAUUUUAGACUUCAAGUAUUAAUUAUCAAUAUUGGCUCGUUCUUGGAAGAACUAAACACUGACUUUUCAGACUGCCAUAUGCCUACGACAUAGUUCACCCGAUGAACUACAGAUUUUGUUA